This is a messenger RNA of Symsagittifera roscoffensis, 816 nucleotides long. RefSeq names its product methyltransferase N6AMT1-like. Gene Ontology annotation, molecular function: protein methyltransferase activity; nucleic acid binding; S-adenosylmethionine-dependent methyltransferase activity. The record is from RefSeq and is a predicted model, not a curated record. Gene Ontology annotation, biological process: methylation. Bases 62 to 712 code for a protein of 216 amino acids. The transcript has 2 exons. Gene Ontology annotation, cellular component: eRF1 methyltransferase complex. Lineage: Eukaryota; Metazoa; Xenacoelomorpha; Acoela; Convolutidae.
AAUCGGAAACAAAAUCAGGUAUCGAAGCUACUUAACGUUGCUAGAUUUCAGAAGGCUGAUUAUGGAGACUCCUGAUUUCAGCCAUAUUGACCCAGAUUUGGUCUAUGAGCCUCGAGAAGACUCGUUUCUUCUCCUUGACGCUCUGGAGAGAGACCUCGAAUUGAUCAAGAAUUUGCGUCCAACCAUUGCUUGUGAAAUUGGUCCAGGGUCAGGUAUCAUUUUAGCAGCCCUCUCAAAGGUUCUGGGAACAUCUUGUUUCUGCUUAGGAAUUGACGUUUCCGCCUAUGCAUGUGAAACUACAAAAGUAACUUUUACAAGAAAUCGAUACGGAAAUUCAUUCGAUGUUUUGAACAUGGAUUUGCUUAGUGGGUUGAGGUUACAAUCGAAAGCAAAAUUCGAUGUCUUGGUUUUCAAUCCUCCGUACGUGUGUUGCGAAGAAUCCGAGGAAAUAGACCCGAACAAUGGGCUUCUGGACAAAACGUGGAAUGGGGGCGCGAAAGGUACAAAUACAUUGGAUCGGCUGAUUUUAGAUUUAGAUAAGUUGAUGGCGCCUAGUGGUCUGUUUUACGUGGUGGCUAUAUCGAAGAAUGAUAUAGUCCGUUUAAGUGAACGCAUCUCAAAAAGAGGGUUUUCAGCUCCCACAGUUGUCAAAGAGCGAAAAAUAAUAGGUGAACAUCUGCACGUCUUGAGGUUCCAACGUCUUGAGAACUAAUAAAUAGAGGUGAAGUGAACUCUGCCGAUCUUUUCAAAGAGGAUCUUUACGCUGCUCUGGACGUCGAAAGCGCAGCCGAGGAAAAGGAAAUCAGAAAAGCAUAC